AUGUUCUGUGUUCUUUCUGUAACAUCAGUAAUGGUAACAGUAUUUAUUUACCAGAUCUUGGUUCUGGACAGCUCGGAGUUUCUCGCCGAAUAUGAAGAUGAGUAUCGAAAGUGGACCUCGCUGAAGGACUUGCCAAAAGUGUUUCGUUACAGAAUUAUUCAGGCCAUCAACAGCAAUAAGACAUCAUGCCCAAUUUUAUCUAUUCAAAGAACGCCUUCAUCCUUAUCGUCGGCGACCUGUCGGUUACCUAGAAUGCGAGAAGAUGCUUGCUUAUUUGCAAAGUCUGUCUUCACAACAGAUCAGCCGCUGCAAGAUUGCAACAGUACGCGUGUUAAUUUGUGCAAAAUGGAGAAAACCCCUGGGGGAUUUUCCAAAGUGGAAUGUCAUACGACUUCUUGUGGGUCAUCAGAUAUCAUUUCUGCGGGUUUCAUCGAUCCGCACGACGGCUCUGUUACUUGGCGUCACUUUUCUUUUCUUCACGAUGUCGAGAAGGCACUGAAUAAGUACAUCCAAACCACUCCUUCAGCAGAGUAUUUCCCUUUUGCUUUCCUGAGGUGUGAUGAAUUUUGGAACCCAGCAGCCAAGACCCAAUUGUUUAUUUUACCACCGAAGAGUGCAAUUGCUGAUAAACCAUGGGGGAAACCCAGAAAUAAACCGAUUAACGUUAAUAUUAUUCUAUUAGAUUCAGUGUCGAGACCUCACUUCUACCGCUCACUUCCUCUUACUGUCGAGGCUCUCAGAGACAUCAACGCUAAAACAUCAACUCACGUACUAGAUUUUGAACUUUUUCAUGCUAUAAAACCCAGAACGUUUGAGACCCUACAAGCCUUAUUUUGUGGUGAACUUCUAGAAGUGGAGCAGUUCAUAAACCCAGUGCCUAUUACAGCUGAUGUCAUGUUUGGUGCAUUUAAAGAGAUGGGUUAUCAAACUAUGUGGCAAGAGGACAUGUGCUGGACAUAUGAAUGGGGGCUAGUUAGAGACUUGAAAAUCAUGAACCAAAGUGUUCCUUUAAUGAAUACAUGGAAUAGAUUGAAAACUGCAUUAAAAAAUAAUUCUAUUGAUCAUACAGGAAUCACUCAUUCGAGCUGUGAAGUUUUAAAGGGUUUUGCCGUUCCAGAGAUAUUUCAUGGUCCUUCCACCAUGUGUUACGGAGGGGAAUACUAUCACAGCUUUUUUCUGCAUUUCUUGAAGGACUUUCUAGAGGAGGUAAACUCAGAUUCAGCAAAAAAGCCACUGUUUUCAAUUUCAAUCCUAAAUGUGGGCCAUGAGGAAACUGGAUUAAGGAUUCAGACUUUUGACAAAUCACUUGCAACAUUUGUAAAGAGCAUAGCUGCUGAACCAAACACUCUGAGCAUUAUACUUUCAGAUCAUGGGAACACAUAUGGCUCUUUUCCCAAGACUCUGAGGGGACGGCUUGAAGUUUUUCAACCACACUUGUUCAUAGUAAUUCCAAGUGGUGUUAGAGACUAUCUAGGCAAAUUCAAAAUGCAGGCCUUGAUACAAAAUCAGAAGAGACUGGUGACCGUUGUUGAUUUACAUCACAUGUUAAUGUCAAUAGCUGGUGUCACUGGCCAUAAAACACAGCUGGAAAAUCAAGGUCUGCUUCAACCCAUUUCUAGAAACAGAAGUUGUGAAGAUCUUGGUCUGCUCUCCUCUGCUGUUUGUAUCUGUCAAGGAUGGGAAACAAAAGUCCAUGCAAACUCUUUUCACUAUAUUGUAGCUGAGUUUGCACUGGGAAAACUUAAUGACAAGAUACAAAGUCAGUACUUGAAAAACUCAAAGAAAACCAAGCAAGUUUCAGGAUUUGGGUCCUGUGUGAGACUCAAAGGUGAAAGUUUCGACAAUGUGCGGGAAAAGAGAGUUCACGAAAAACUAACAGUGUCAAUGGAUAUUUAUGUACAAAACCAGGAGCUGUUUUCAGUAGUUGUUCAAGUUAUCAGUGGAAGUGUGUUAUUGGAUUUGAAACUUCUUCAGUUUACAAGGUUAAGUAAAUAUGGGAUCUACAGGACUUGUUCAGACAAGGGAGUUGAUUUAAGACUUUGUAUCUGUAAACCAAACUUAGAAAUUGAGGCUGAGAAAAACCAAGAACCACCAAUACCUAACUGGAAAAGUUAUGGUAAAGUAUUUCACUCAGCAACAAAAGCAGACAACAUGCAUGAAAACUGCCUUUUCGUUCUUGUACGUGAACACAAAAGUGGUGUAAUAUUUGAGGUUGCAAACUUGUGCAGUUUUGUUUUGUACAAAAUCAAGCUGCAUCUUUCUUUAAGUAAUAUGCAAAUUUCAGAACCCAUUCCUUGUCAGAGAGAGGUGGGACCUGGUACAAUUCACUUCCUGAUUGCUAUUGUUCAAGUUGACCCUAACAUCAACUGGAGCUGGACAUAUACCCUUGACUACUCAUGGAAGAUGUUGAGUUAA
This is a messenger RNA of Porites lobata, 2415 nucleotides long. Lineage: Eukaryota; Metazoa; Cnidaria; Anthozoa; Scleractinia; Poritidae. The record is from the annotation of a GenBank genome assembly.